AGCCCGGAUGCUAGGCUGGACUCCCUGUAAACGGGUGUCGGGGCUUUGAAAAUUAUAGCGAUUAUUAUGUUCAUUGUGGUUUUAUUUUUCCACAUCUGAAGCCUUACAAGGCGAUCGCUUCGUUUAGUUGAAUAGGAAACAGGCAAAGGGGUGGGCAGCGUCAAGUCUCACACAGCACGCUUUCCUUUUUGUGCGACAGGGAAUGAACGAGGAGCAAACAGCGGGUAACUGUAAGAACAACUCUGGUUGCCUCAGCCAUCAUCGGAUCCACAGAUCACUCCAUGGAAGACAAUCAUCCUCAGCUACGAGGGAUAGCCCAUGAUGAUGACAGUUGGAGCACUGGCAGUAUUGAUCAAAUGCUGGCUCUGAACCCUGGCAAGACCCCCAUCAGCUUGCUACAAGAGUAUGGAACGCGGAUAGGCAAGACACCGGUGUAUGAUCUGUUGAAGGCUGAGGGACAAGCACAUCAGCCCAACUUCACUUUCAGAGUGACUGUCGGGGAUAUCAGCUGUACAGGGCAGGGGCCCAGCAAGAAGGCUGCUAAACACAAAGCAGCAGAAGCGGUUCUUAAGCUGCUGAAAGGGGGCAAUAUGAUGGAUGGUCCAGUGGAUGGAAUAAGCUCACCGUUAGAGGCAAAAAUUUCCAGCUCUGCUCAGCAAGCUGAAUGCAAUCCAGUGGGAGCACUGCAGGAGCUGGUGGUACAGAAAGGAUGGCGCUUGCCGGAGUACACUGUUACUCAAGAGUCAGGACCUGCACACCGGAAGGAGUUCACUAUGACCUGCCGUGUGGAGCGAUUCGUUGAGAUAGGCAGCGGGACAUCCAAGAAGCUGGCAAAGCGGAAUGCUGCUGCCAAAAUGCUGGCGAGAAUUCAUGACGUUCCUGUUGAUCAGCGUAAUGGAAACGAGGCUGAUCCAGAUGACGACCAGUUCUGCAUUAACCAUAAUGCUAAAGCAGAAAGUGGAAAGUAUAAAAGUUUUGGCUGCACUUGGGACUCUCUACGUAACUCAGCAGGGGAAAAAAUACUGCACCUUAAAUCGAAUCCUCUGGGAAUGCCCAACUCAAAUUUCUGCUCCCUGCUGAAUGACCUCUCUGAAGAGCAGCGUUUUGACAUCAGCUACCUGGACAUUGAGGAGCGCAGUUUAAGUGGACUUUGUCAAUGCCUGGUGGAACUGUCUACGCAGCCCAUUACCGUCUGCCAUGGUUUUGCCCCCACCAAGGAUGCGGCACGUGCCAGUGCUGCCCACAAUGCACUGCAGUACCUGAAGAUCAUGGCAGGUGGCAAAUAAACUUUUCUUUGGUUGAGAUUUGUUGGAGGAGCUCAUUACAGAGGUGGCCAGUCAGCAACAUGACAUCAACGAAGAAAAGGGAGAGUUAUUUAUUUCAACAUAAACCCCAGGGUUUUGAGGCCUGGGGGGGACUUAAGUAUAUAUAUGUAAAUGUAUGAGUGUGUGUGGUGGAGUGGCAGGGAAUGACGUGGAUACUUGUGAAUGGUUCAGAGAGUGGACUUUUUCUUUGAGGAUACAGUUUGUCAUUACCUAACUUCAUUUUAUGAAUUCCUUCUGAGAUUCCUUAAUCAAAAUAAAAAAAAAAAAGUGUCAAGGUUUACUUUGGCAUACUGCUGACUACUUCAUGAUUUCUUUUUUUCCCCAGCCAUAUGUACAGAAAAUGUGGAAGUACAAUUAUCAUUAAUGUACAUAGUGAUCCACUUAUGAAUAAAAUUUUAUGAAUUUAAUAUUCUGUAUGAACAAUGAGGGUGGUUUUUUUUUUAUUUUGUAAAACUUAAAAAAGUUUUACUAUUAACACUGUCUAAGUCUGCCACAAGCUGCAUACCAUAUUAUUAUGUUUAAGAUGGAGCCAUUUUCAUAUAACAGAUGGUGUAGCCACAGUCAUAGCCCAUUCUCUUCAAUAUCGUUACAAUUCUCAACCGUGUUUAAAUGUUUUCCCUAUGUACAAGAAGGCAUUAUAUAUAUAUAUAAUGCAUAUAUUAUAUAUAUAUAUAUAUUUUUUUUUUUUGUCUGUAUCCUCAGAUUUGGAACUUUGCAUUAAAUUGUGUACAAGAAGAAAAGAAGAAAUGAGGUUUUUCAUAUGUAUAUUUUUUACCUUCUUACAACCACUUUAGCAUUUUUACAUUUUAUAAUAUGCCUAUACAUGUCCAUAUUUUUAUUUUUAAAUACUAGAAAUUGGUGUAAACAUUACAGCUUUGCUUAUUAUAAAAUGCCCAGGUGUACAAAGUCAAAAUAGCAGAAUACAGAUUUUAAAAGAAUUGCUGUUGACAUCUCCAUUUAGUUAAAAGUACACUGAAUGAAGUCCUGCUUAAAAAGCACUUCUCAUUUCACCUGUUAAUUUGUUUUAUAUUUUAAUACCGUGCUUUCUCAUCCAAUGUGAUGCCAGGUUUUAUUCUAAUCGGGAAGUUUUAUGUUUUUUACAGGUUGUGUCUGCAACUGAUGACCUGAUAUGAGAAAUAGUUGCUUGAGUGCCAAGUGUGCUAGGCAAGUGUUUUCGUUGGGAGGGAAUGGGCUUUGUUUACUUUUCAAAGGGUUGUUCACCAUUUAGUCUGCCUCUUUCACCCACCAGAUGAACAAAGUAUAUUUCUUGUGAUUUUGUAAAACAAAUGCAGAAGUAAACAUAUUGCACAAAGCAGUUCUUGUUUUUCUAAAAUAUAAAAAGAACCACCUUGUUAUCCAAUACUUUGCUUGUUUUGUUUUGUUAUAUGGAGAGGUCUGUUAAAGCAAAAAAUAUAAACUGACCACUAGGUGGUGUGCUUUUUCAACAAUUUGGUGGGUGAAUGAAUGGCUGUCAAGGAAGGGGCAUGUGCAUUAAGGUCCCUGUGCACAAAGGUUCACUCUUUUUCUACCUCUGUUAAAUAAUGUAAGUUUGUUUAUUUUUUAAUAAAGAUUACAAUAAGUAGA
Polypterus senegalus (gray bichir) is the source of this 2909-nucleotide messenger RNA. RefSeq names its product TAR (HIV) RNA binding protein 2 (gene tarbp2). NCBI's taxonomy places the organism in Eukaryota, Metazoa, Chordata, Cladistia, Polypteriformes, Polypteridae. Gene Ontology annotation, biological process: regulation of siRNA processing; regulation of miRNA processing; regulation of viral transcription. Gene Ontology annotation, cellular component: RISC-loading complex. The transcript is spliced from 9 exons. The record is from RefSeq and is a predicted model, not a curated record. The coding region runs from base 282 to 1286 and encodes 334 amino acids. Gene Ontology annotation, molecular function: pre-miRNA binding; double-stranded RNA binding; siRNA binding.